Messenger RNA from Hibiscus syriacus, 588 nucleotides. RefSeq names its product chaperone protein DnaJ-like. Bases 1 to 588 code for a protein of 195 amino acids. The record is from RefSeq and is a predicted model, not a curated record. The transcript has 3 exons. Lineage: Eukaryota; Viridiplantae; Streptophyta; Magnoliopsida; Malvales; Malvaceae.
AUGGAUUGUAACAAAGACGAGGCCAUCAGAGCUAAAGAGCUUGCUGAGAAAAAACUUGCGGAGAUGGAUGUUGUUGGUGCCAAAAGAUUUGCUUUGAAAGCUCAAAACUUGUAUCCCGAGCUUGAUGGUCUUCCCCAAUUGCUUGCAACUCUUGAUGUGUACAUAUCUGCAGAUAAAAAGAUCAAUGGAGAAGUUGACUGGAAGUUGGCUCUUGUUCUUCAUCCCGACAAAAAUAAAUCUGUAGGUGCGGAUGGGGCUUUCAAAAUUUUAUCGCAAGCUUGGAAUUUGCUGUCUGAUAAAGCGAAGAGAAUCGCUUAUGACCAGAAACAGAACUUGAGGGGCAGUUAUACUAAUGUUUCGCAUGGGAAAUCAUCGUCAUCAGUAACAACCAGUCCUAAUGGUUUCCAUAAGUUCUCUGAUGAGAAGAUUUCAAACACCAGUGGUUGGAACGAUGCUACUUAUUCCUCGCCUGCUCCUCGCACACAACAAAAGUUCCGCCAAGCUCAUAAUGCUGACACGCGAGAUUUUCUAGUAUAUCUACAAAAAUUACUCAGAAAGGUUGCAACAUCCUCAAUAUCGGGUUAUUGA